This is a messenger RNA of Meriones unguiculatus (Mongolian gerbil), 3584 nucleotides long. RefSeq names its product inturned planar cell polarity protein (gene Intu). Gene Ontology annotation, molecular function: protein binding. NCBI's taxonomy places the organism in Eukaryota, Metazoa, Chordata, Mammalia, Rodentia, Muridae. Gene Ontology annotation, cellular component: cytoplasm; cilium. The transcript has 16 exons. The coding region runs from base 83 to 2818 and encodes 911 amino acids. Gene Ontology annotation, biological process: nervous system development; cilium assembly; establishment of planar polarity. The record is from RefSeq and is a predicted model, not a curated record.
CUGGCAAAAUGGCGGCGGGACAGCAGCCGCAGCUGGCGGGUCCUGGAGUCUGAAUGUCCCCACUGGAGCUCUCGCGACAGUGAUGAUGGCGGACCCUGCGUGGAGAGACCCGAGUGGGCGACCGGCAGAGCUCCCCGGAGACCUGUCCUCCCAGGAGGAGGAAGAGGAGGAGGCCGACGCCGAAGCCAGCGACUUGAGCUCCUGCUCCUCAGCCAGCAGCGACACUGAUCUGGAGCCUGAGUGGCUGGACAGUGUGCAGAGGAAUGGAGAACUAUUUUACCUGGAACUAAGUGAGGAUGAGGAGGAGAGCCUCCUUCCAGAGACCCAGACUGUGAACCAUGUGAACCAUGUCAGGUUCAGCGAGAAGGAGGUCAUCAUUGAAGAGGAUGAUCCCAGAGAAAGAAAGAAGUAUGAGCCCAAGCUCAAGCGCUUCACCAAGAUCUUGAAAAGCAAAAGACUUCUACCCAAGCGCAACCACAAAAAGAACAGCAAUGACAGCGGCCCGGUGUCCAUCCUCAAGCACCGGUCCAACCAGAAGACCGGACUCACGGUGCAGCAACGGUACAAGGACGUGAUGGUCUACAUCAACCCCAAGAAGCUAACUGUCAUCAAAGCCAGGGAGCCACUCAAACUCCUGGAAGUGCUGGUGGGAAUCAUCCAUCAGACCAAGUGGAGCUGGAGACGGAGUGGGAAGCAGGCAGAUGGAGAGAGGCUCGUGGUGCAUGGCCUGUUGCCAGGAGGCUCUGCUAUGAAGAGCGGUCAGGUACUGGUUGGCGAUGUCCUUGUUGCUGUGAAUGAUGUAGAAGUGACUUCUGAAAACAUAGAGAGAGUUCUGUCUUGCAUCCCUGGGCCAAUGCAGGUAAAGCUAACAUUUGAAAAUGCAUAUGCCGUGAAAAAGGAAACAGCCCAACCAAAAAAGAAAAAGACACAGGCCUGCACGAAUGAUUUGGUAAAACUCCUCUGCGGGUUAGAGGCUGAUGGUGUUCAGCAGAGUGCCCUGGAUGUCCCACACAUCACCAUGUACCUCACGCUGCAGAUCCACUCAGAAGCAGCCAGAGAGGAGCAGGAAAUUCUUUACCAUUACCCAGUGUCUGAAGCAUCUCAGAAACUCAAGAGCGUAAGGGGCAUUUUUCUCACACUCUGCGACAUGCUGGAAAGUGUAACUGGGACACAAGUCACUAGCUCGUCCCUCCAUUUAAAUGGAAAACAAAUUCAUGUUGCUUACUUGAAAGAAUCUGACAAGUUGUUGUUAAUUGGCCUGCCUGCUGAAGAAGUUCCUCUUCCCCAGCUAAGGAACAUGAUAGAAGACGCUGCUCAAACCCUAAAGUUUAUGUAUGGUUCUUUAGACAGUGCCUUCUGCCAGGUUGAGAACGCUCCUCGUUUGGAUCAUUUCUUCAGCUUGUUCUUUAAGCGAGCUCUCCAGCCUGAUAAGUUCUAUGUCAGUGCCAGUCCCAGCGCUCAACAGUAUGAUGCAGCCAGCGCCGUGCUCUUAGACAACCUCCCCGGAGUCCGCUGGCUCGCCCUGCCACAGGAACUCAAGGUGGAACUGGACACAGCGUUGAGUGACCUUGAGGCCGCAGACUUCGCAGAACUGUCCGAGGACUACUAUGACAUGAGACGGCUGUAUACAAUUUUGGGGUCUUCUCUGUUCUACAAGGGUUAUUUGGUGUGCAGCCAUCUGCCUAAGGAUGAUGUUGUUGAGAUUGCUGCCUACUGUCGCCAGUACUGCCUGCUGCCUUUAGCAGCAAAGCAGAGAAUUGGCCAGCUGAUAAUAUGGAGAGAAGUGUUCCCACGAUAUCACCUCCAGCCUCCUACAGGCUCAGACACCGAGGUCUUCCAGGAACCUGAAGGGAGAUAUUUUUUACUGAUUGUUGGGUUGAGACAUUAUAUGUUGUGUGUGCUAUUAGAAGCCGGAGGCUGUGCAUCUAAAGCUAUUGGUACCCCUGGUCCAGAUUGUAUCUAUGUCGAUCAGGUCAAAGCAACUCUUCAUCAGCUGGAAGGAAUAGACUCCCGCAUAGAGGAGCAGCUAGCCACACCUCUGGGGCCGUGCUUGUCUUGCGCUGACUGGUUCCUUGCUGUACCACGUGAAAAGGCGGAUGGUCUGACUACUUCACCUAUCCUCAGUAGGCUCCAGGGGCCUUCCAAAACAGCAACCUCUCCAACAUGCAGAAGAACCUUCUUCAGUGACUAUUCCUUCAAGGCACGAAAGCCCAGUCCCUCCAGAAGCAGUGGAGGAUGUGAGCCUGGUGAAAGGGGAGAAGGUGUUGGUCUGAGCCCACACACUACCCCAGAUGCAGUACGGAAGCAAAGAGAAUCUGAUGGCUCAGAUGACAAUGUGGCCUUGCUUAAGCUCACUAGAAAGAAGUCAACGCUUCCAAAUCCGUUUCAUUUGGGAAAUUUGAAAAAAGAACUUUCAGAAAAUGACCUGGAAGUCUAUAACAUGGUGAAAUUGACCUCUGGUCCUGAGAAUACACUCUUCCACUACGUUGCCUUAGAAACAAUGCAAGGCAUCUUCAUCACCCCCACCCAUGAAGAGGUGGCUCAGCUAGGUGGUUCCAUCCAUUCUCAACUAAUAAAGAAUUUCCAUCAGUGCUGUCUCUCUAUUCGUGCAAUUUUCCAGCAGACACUGAAGGAAGAGAAAAAGAAAGCGCUAAGUGGUGGAGGUGAUUCAGAGUCUGCAAACUCGUUGUCUUCUCUGACCCCUGUGAAAGAACAUGGCGUGCUGUUCGAGUGUUCACCUGAAAACUGGACUGACCAGAAAAAAGCACCACCAGUUAUGUGCUACUGGGUGGUAGGGUCUCCGCAAAUAAAAAACUGAUCAUUUCUGAAAUCAGCAGCGGGCUUCAUAAAGGAUCUUGAAAUCAAUUGAUGAGCCGAUUUAUAUUUUUAAAAAGUCUAUGGGUGAUGAUUAAAAUGGCUGCUUCAGGAAGAUUAAUCUAGACAUGGUAUAUUAAAUAGAAAGAUAAACUGGUAAUACUAGCAGAAGGGGUGAGUGAAGCAGAUGGAAGUGCGUGGAAGCAGAAUUUGCCAAUUAAUGUCAUGAUCACUAGUCAAACUAUUAACAAGAUUCCUGGUCUGCAGUCCUGGCCUAAAUGUCUCCUUACUAGACACAAAACUAGAAAACUUAUAGCAUGCUUGAGAUAGGAAUGAAAAAUUAAGUCCUUGUGUUCAAGAGAGCUAAAACUCAUCCAUCUCCCAAUAAAAGUGUCUCUUGGUGGGUCAUACCAAAUGAAGGAUAAGGCAGACGACCUACUGAAAAAUAUUAAACAUGCUUUAAAAAGAAAUUAAGAAUGUGUAUAUGAUGCCAUGGUGGGAUCUGGUAUAUGGAAUUAAACAAAAACCCAGAUAGAAGAAAGAGACAUUCUUGGGGCAAUUCUGGUAGAGCCAGUCUUGAAUGUGGUAUCAGCUUCUGAAGAGGCCUCAAGCGUGGGGUAAGGGCAGACUUGGUGAACUUGAGCCCUUCAGGGACUCCAUGAAAAUAAAAGUCUUUUCUUAAUGUUGUUGAGACUUAAGUGGCUUUUUUUUUCCACUUUCAUUCUGUCCUAAUGACACAAUGGAAGAAAUUUUCUAGGGGGUCACGUGUG